AACACAUCUGCUGUGGUUUCAUGGUGUUUAAAACAGACUGAAACGAUGUCCUAGAUAACGUGUUCAACAUUAGCAUACAAAUACAGAUUUGUUUCAAAAAGAGAGGGAGACGAGGAGAGGGAACAAGCCCCUCCCCCGUAGAGAGCAGGCCUAGCUGCCUCAGACCGGACGCAUCCUGUCACCCUGUGCGGCGGGGACCUUCUCAGACCCUGCAGCCGUCGCUAGAUCGCCGGUGACUUGGUGAAGUAAGAUCCUGAUAGCACUUGCUGCCUCUGUCCUGCCAUGGCGUCCUCAUUGAUCAGCCGUCAGCUUUCUCUCUCCCUGCCGAAAAACCUAUGGCUCAGUGCUGCAGGGUGCAGAUAUGUCAGCAAAGCAGCUCCGAAGACCCAGGUGGAGUUUGACUACGAUGGACCUUCUAUGAAAACUUCAGUUCCUGGGCCACGAUCAAAAGAGCUGACAAAACAACUCGGGGAAAUCCAGAAUGUUGCUGCAGUCAACUUCUUCUGUAACUAUGAGGAGAGCAGGGGAAACUACCUGGUGGAUGUGGAUGGCAACCGCAUGCUGGAUAUCUACACUCAGAUCUCUUCCAUUCCAAUUGGUUACAACCACCCUGCUCUUCUCAAACUGAUGGCCGAUCCCAACAAUCUGAGUGCAUUUGUGAACCGACCUGCCCUGGGGAUCCUGCCACCUGAGAACUUUCCAGACAAACUGACUGAAAGUCUUCUCUCAGUUGCUCCCAGUGGAAUGACUCGUGUUCAGACCAUGGCCUGUGGCUCUUGCUCAAAUGAGAAUGCCUACAAAGCAAUGUUUAUCUGGUACAGGAACAAGGAACGAGGUACCGACACAGCAUCUGAUGAAGACCUCAGCACCUGUAUGAUUAACCAGUCCCCAGGUUGUCCAGACCUCAGUAUUUUGUCAUUCAUGGGAGGUUUCCAUGGAAGAACCAUUGGUGCUUUGGCAACAACACACUCAAAAGCAAUCCACAAGCUGGAUGUGCCAUCAUUUGAUUGGCCCAUCGCACCGUUCCCCAGACUGCAGUACCCACUGGAGGAGUUUGCCAAAGAGAAUGCACAGGAGGAGGCUCGUUGUCUGGAGGAGGUGGAGGACCUGAUCAUAAAGUGGAGACAGAAGGGGAAACCAGUGGCAGGGAUUGUAAUUGAACCGAUCCAGGCUGAAGGUGGAGAUAACCACGCCUCCCCCAACUUCUUCAAAAGCCUCCGCAACAUUGCUCGCAAGCAUGGCUGUGCUUUCCACGUGGAUGAAGUCCAGACCGGUGGGGGCAGCACAGGAAAGUUUUGGGCCCAUGAGCAUUGGGGCAUGGAAGAUCCUGCUGACAUUGUCUCCUUUAGCAAGAAACUCCUGACUGGUGGCUUCUUCUACAAGGCUGAAUUACAGGCUGAAAAGGGAUACCGCAUCUUUAACACAUGGAUGGGUGAUCCAUCAAAGAACUUGUUCCUAGUUGAGGUUCUCAAUGUCAUUCGCAGAGGAAGACUUCUGGAGGAGGUUACCCGUUCUGGAAAAACUCUGCUAAAUGGUCUUUAUGAGCUACAGGCUCAAUACCCUGGCAUACUGAGCCGCGCUCGAGGGCAGGGGACCUUCUGUGCCAUUGAUGUCUGUGAUGAUGAAACGCGCAACAGAAUCUUGCUCAAGACCAGAGACAAAGGUGUCCUCCUUGGAGGGUGUGGGGAUCGAUCGAUCCGUUUCCGUCCAUCACUGGUUUUUAAGGAGUACCAUGCUCACAUCCUCCUUAACGUCUUCAAUGACGUCUUGGCCCAGCACAAAUAAAUGUUGACCCUGAAGGAACCUGACAUUAGAACCUAAAUUAAUCCAGAGGGAAGGCAGGGAAACUCCUGACAGUCCAUGUAAUGAUAAGCACAAUCCACCUAAUCACUUGUGCAGAUAUCCCACAUAACCUCUGAUUAAGUUAGGUGUAGAGCAGACUGGGUUAGUCAUCUUUUUGGCCAGAAAUUGUUAUAGUGAUGUCUUCUUACAUGUGCUGCCAUACAAAUUUAUCCUGAAAACCACUUGGAACAGAUACCAGUAGGUACAAUUGCAGUUAAACACAAUGAUCACGUUUCUGUAAAAUAAAUCUAUUGAAGUGCCUCCAACGUUUGAACCUUUCUCAUCUGGAUUUGUGUUCUUGUAUAAAGGAUAACUUGUCUAGCAGUUCUUCUGCAGACUUUCCAUAAUGUCAGCAAAUCUUGCACCUUCUGUAUUACCCCCAAUACUAUGGUUACUAACUUCUUAAAUUAAAAACAUUCUGGAAAAAACAUACUUAUCUUAUCCAAAGUCUGUAGUAGAAGCAAGAGUCUAGAAAUAUUUGCUAUCCUCUUAAAGCUGCAACAUGCAACUUCACUUCUAGAUGUCACUCAAUUCUACACUGAAGCUUUAUUUGAUUCUUGCUGAGAUAUCACACAACUGCAUUCCCGAAAAAAGUAGCAGUUCAUUAUUCAGACUAAUUUGUCAUUUCAUUUAUGUAUGUAUCUGGUUGGUCCAGUCCUACCAGCAUUAUUUUCAAUUGAAACAGAAGCAAGGAGCAGCUGAUGUUUUUCAUGUAAUUGGAAGAAAUAAUUUCCUGUAAGGUACUCUAAAGUACCUGUAAAGCUCUGUUCAUCUCAUCUCAUUCUUGGUUUAAUUGGCGUGAUGGUUUUUACAGUUCUGGCACAGAAAGAUGACAUCGCCUUUGUUAAUCUGGCCAAUAAUAUAAUAGCUUGAUAUUAUUCCAACCUUGAAUGGAAUCGUUCAUGUGUACAACAAUAAACCUGAUAUGUCUGAGGUUUAAAGGUCAGGAACCACAUUUAACAUGUGGGUUUGUUCCUUUAGAAGGUAGCACAGCAGGAGACAGAUCGAUAAAUAGGAGGGCAAAGAUGCCACCUCAUGCAGAACAAAGUCUUGCAUAAAGUUUACUUAAGUGCUCAUAUGCCACUUACAUCCCACUGCCCGUAACACAGAUAGACAGUAAAGAAGGCAAACAGUUCUCUUGGAGACACAACUCAGUGUCAGAGACAAAUCUGUGUAGGAAUGCACAAUAUAGUUAAGAUGCCAGCCUGCAUGUCAUUUGAUGUUGCCCAUUAGAAAUGCCCUUGUUAUGAUUCUGACUGUUGUGUUGCUCUUAACGAGAAUGACUUUUCAGCCUGAAAUGUUGUAGCCCAGAAAAUGUGAAUCUUAAAUUGACCAUGAAAAUGUUAUAGAUUAUUUAGUGCCUGCAUGUUACUUAAAUCUGCUUUUUUUCUUUGCCACUGGAUCAGAUAACAGUAGCCAUUGGUCACCUUAAUAGAACUAAACUUUUUAACACAUUGAUUUUACUCUUGAACAAGAGCAUCAUAUCAGUUGCCUUUUUUUCAGAAAAUAAUAUUACUUCUGAAGUUCAACUCUCACUUUAUUAAGAUUUCAAAUUCACCACUUCUUAUUUGUGAUAGAUAAGUGGAAUAAUGUCAUAGUCAGCCAUGAGGCUUGUUGCUAGCCUUCUUUGGGACAGGCUCACUUAGAAUAAGCUUGUGCCACUUGUCUAGGUAAAGUUUCACGAGUGGUUUCUAUACUGGCUCUUUACUGCCCUCUGACACCAGAGAAAGAAAAACUCACAGGUAGGUGAGAACUAUGGCUGUUUAAGCUUUUCCCCUUCAAGCCACGAAGAGGCAACGGUGAGCCCAUUCCACACUUAAAAAAUAAUUUUAGAAGUAACUUAAAGUGGAGUUUUAUUUUUCACUUCAUCUCAAGAGAUGAGUGCAAAGAUUCAGUCUCAAAGUCUCCACUAUAUUUUAACUAGAGCAGCACAAAGCUGCUACCCUGAGCUUUUCUUUUGGAAAUUUCUAGGAACUUUUCCUGUGCUGUGGGUGAGACAGAUCCAGACUUAUCCAAGUGUGGUGAAGUUGCUUAACUUGAAGCACAGGUUCAUUAUGUAGGGCUGUCUUGAGACACAUUAGAUCUUACGUUGUAACAAAGAUGUAAUAGAUAAAUUCUUAAUUAAUUUAUCGACACAAAAUGUGUCAUUAUUUACCAUUUUUUAUUUUGUAAAUCUGUUCAUGCUGAUGUUCUGAUUCUGUAGAACCUUCAUCACUGUCUGGGAAUGUUCCAUGGAGCUUCUAGGCAAGUCUAAGGAAUGUGUAACAGUUUUUAAAGUGUUACCAUAACAAUUUCCCUGUUAUUAAUUUCCUGAGAUUCAAUACAGUAUAUAUGAAUAUAUUUACAUCCAUGAUGCAAAAUUGAUAUCCCAUAGAUGUAAUGUAAAUAUUUGUUAAACAUAGUAAACUGGGUCAGUUUUUCUUGUAUGGAGUUGUCCUUAGUCCUAAUGACAUGACUAUUUGCACUGGUGAUCUGAGAUAGAUGAUUAUUGAUGUAAUUAUUUUAGAUGACUCUAUCUGUUAUCUAUAAAACAUUGUGCAUGUAAUGUGAUAAAUAAAUGAAGUUUUAACUUUG
Hippoglossus stenolepis (Pacific halibut) is the source of this 4416-nucleotide messenger RNA. It is a transcript of the gene abat, whose product is annotated as 4-aminobutyrate aminotransferase. Bases 283 to 1785 code for a protein of 500 amino acids. The record is from RefSeq and is a predicted model, not a curated record. Gene Ontology annotation, biological process: GABA catabolic process. Gene Ontology annotation, molecular function: pyridoxal phosphate binding. Lineage: Eukaryota; Metazoa; Chordata; Actinopteri; Pleuronectiformes; Pleuronectidae. The transcript is spliced from 16 exons. Gene Ontology annotation, cellular component: mitochondrion.